UUAUAGACUCUUAUGCUUUGUUUGGGUUGGAAUAGAAAGCUAAAGGAAAGAAAGUGGAAGGAUUGAUAGUUUGAUGAAUGAGAGUGACUGGAAAGGAAAAUGAAUUUUUAGAUGUUUGAUAAAAGUAAAAGUCGAAGGAAAGUAAGAGGUAAGAUGGCUAGAUAUACAAUGAAUGACAUAAAUGUUGAAGUUGGUGAAGUAACUCAAGUGUUGUAACCAGUUAUUACAAGUAGGGGUGGACAAGAACCGUUCAUCCGGCCAAAUCCGCCGGUAACCGAAAAAGAAAACCGAAAUGGACGGGUUCAAACGGUCUACCGGGUCAGUGAUUAAAAUAUAGCAGUUUCAAUUGGGUUUAUAUGGGCGGGUCGGGUUCAAAAUUCUGAACCGUCGGAUACCCUAACCCGCCCAAUUGAGAUACCCUCCUAGGGUUUUCCAGCAGCCAAAGUUCAUUCUGUUCUCUCACUCACACCCAAUACCAGUAAGCAUUUUUUGUUCUCUCACUCACAGCCGCACCUCCAUGAAAAUAUUCUAGCUUCAAUUCUCAACAUCGUUCCACCACCAUCAUUCACCACCCACCACCUUCAACUCUCACCACUCACCGUCCAAUUUUCAAUCCACGCGCCGCUUUCGGUUUCCGCUGCUUCCACACCUCAGCUCAUCUUCCAACGCUUCGUGGCUCGCCGCUCUUUUCCGCCAACACACUCACCGCUAAUUCCGUUCCGAUAUAAAAAUCAAAAUAUUGCAGUUAAAAUUAUCAACAAGGGAGAAACACCAGAAGAGAUUUCAAGGAGAGAGGCUCGGUUUGGUAGAGAGGUUGCAAUGCUAUCGAAAGUUCAACACAAAAAUUUAGUCAGGGUUGGUGUUGUUUCUGAUUAUGACUUGUCUAAAGCAGAAAACAAUGAUGGGUCAGCCUAAUCAAACUAUACCUACUCAAUCUGUCAUGAAUGAAGUUGGUUCAACAGCAACAACUGAAGUUGUUGGAGCAGAAUUAGUUAAUACCCAACCUACAAAGAAGAGGAAAGUUAGUGCAAGUGGUUCUAGGCAAUCAUCUGCUUGUUGGGAGCACUUUAUUAGAUUACCAGAUGACUUAGUUGAUACACCAACUGCAGCUUGUAAACACUGCCACAAAAAAUACCUAUGUGACCCUAGGACUCAUGGCACCACCAACAUGAACCAUCACAUUCUAAAAUGUGCAAAGAAGCCUAGAACCAUUGAUCCCACCCAAACUAUUCUGACAUACCCCUCUGCAGAAGGAUCUAGUUUGGGUCAUGUUAGCUCCAAAUUUGACAAGCAAGCUUGUAGAAAAGCUUUGUCAAUUUUUGUGGUUCUAGAUGAACAACCAUUUAGUGCAGUUGAGGGGGAAGGUUUUAAGUACUAUUCUAAAGUAAUGCAGCCCCAGUUUACUCUCCCAUCUAGGCGUACAGUAGCUAGAGACUGUUUUCAGCUACACUUGGAUGAGAAACAAAAACUAAAAGCCUUCUUUAAGUCUGACUGCAAUAGAGUAGCACUUACUACUGAUUGUUGGACUUCUAUCCAAAAUCAAAACUACUUAACCCUUAUGGCACACUUUGUGGAUAACGAAUGGAACUAUCAAAAGAGAAUUAUAAGCUUCACAGUUAUUCCAAACCACAAGGGUGAUACGGUAGGCAGGAAGAUUGAAGAGGUGUUAAGGGAUUGGGGAAUUAGGAAUGUGUCUACCAUAACUGUUGAUAAUGCAACUUCAAAUGAUGUAGCUGUAGCAUAUUUGCAUAGAAAAAUAUCAACUAUGAAUGGGAUGAUGGGGGAUGGAAAAUGUUUUCAUAUGAGGUGCGCUGCUCACAUAUUGAAUUUGGUGGUAAAUGAGGGUUUGAAAGAUAAGCAUUUGUCUAUUACUAGUGUUAGGGAUGCUGUUAGAUUUGUCAAGUCCUCACCUCAUAGGGCAGCCAAGUUUAAAGAGUGCAUUGAAUUUGCUGGAAUAACUUGUAAAAAACUAGUAUGUCUCGAUGUUUCAACUCGUUGGAACGCGACAUAUUUAAUGCUUGAGGUUGCAGAGAAGUUUCAAGCUGCUUUUGAUAAGCUUGAGUAUGAAGAGUCGAGCUAUAGGGAGUUCUUUGGAAAAGGUAGUCCUCCUAGUAGUGAUGAUUGGGACAUUGUUAGAGCUUUCAUCUCUUUUUUAAAGUUAUUCUAUGAAGCAACUAAUGUUUUUUCCACCUCUCAAAGUGUGAGUUUGCAUAGUGCUUUUCACCAAGUGUCUGCGAUCUAUUGUGAGCUGAAGCAAGCUACUAUGAACUUGAAUGGUGUUUUUGCAAGUGUGGGUGGGGACAUGAUGGAAAAGUAUAAUAGAUAUUGGGGGUGUGCUACUAAGAUGAACAAGUUGAUUUAUUUUGGAAUCAUUUUGGAUCCAAGAUACAAGUUGAGUUAUAUUGAGUGGACUUUUAAGGAUAUGUAUGGAGUCGGAUCUGUGUUUGCUACCGGGUUGAUCAAAUCUAUAAAAGAGAGCUUACAAAAAUUGUAUGAUUGGUAUAAGCAAUCUUAUGACCAAAAUCAUAAUAGACAACCUCUUGGUAAUGGUGAAAACAAUGUUUCCAAUGAUGAAACAACAGCUGGCCGUCCUUCACUAAUGGCUAGAGCCGAUGCUUUUGAGCAACAUUUAGAAGAACAAGACUCGAUUGAUCAACAAAAUGAGCUUGAGGGUUUUUACUCUAGUAAGUGUGUCAAAAGGGAUCCUAAAUUUGACCUUCUUGUGUGGUGGAAACACAAUUCAACACAAUAUCCUAUUUUAUCUACAAUAGCUAAAGAUAUUUUUGCCACACCAGUGUCUACGGUUGCAUCAGAAAGUGCCUUUAGUACGGGAGGGAGAGUCUUAGAAACUUAUAGGAGCUCCCUAAAACCUGAAAUGACAGAGGCAUUAAUUUGCACCCAAAAUUGGUUAAAGCCGUCUUUUACCUAUUUCAAAGACUUGAACCUCAUGGAAGAUUUUGAGCUUUCCGAAGAUAUUAUAGCAGAAUUUGAAGAAAUUUCUUCUACAGCAAGAAGAGGAUCUUUACCGUCUCAGCCACAACCUUCUGGUUGUGCUUGAAAAAUAUGGAGUUCAACUAUGUUUUUUGAAGUCAUAUGUGACUUAUAUUUUGUGACUACUCAAUGGUCAAAUAAUAUAUAUUUUGUCCUAUGGAUUUUGGAGAUAUUCAAGCUAGCCAAAUUUUGAACAUUUUGAGGCCAUGCAGGAACAAUUUGGAGCUAAGACAUUUUUGAUAUAUGUAGAACCUGUGUUUAGCAAAACAGGAGAAACAAUUGGAGUAAACUAUAUGGGAAUGGAAAUAACAGAUCAGGUGAGAAAAAGAGAAAGAAUGGCUAAGCUAAGGGAAGAAAUUGCAGUUCAGAAAGCUAAGGAAACAUAACUUAAUAAAACCAUUCACAUUACAGAUUGCUGAUUUCGAUCUGUCGAAUCAAGCCCCUGAUGCAGCAACGCGUCUUCAUUCUACCUGUGUUCUUGGAACCUUUGGUUAUCAUGCUCCAGAAUAUGCAAUGACCGGAAACCUCUCUUCAAAGAGUGAUGUUUACAGUUUUGGAGUCAUACUGUUGGAACUCUUAACCGGGCGUAAACCUGUUGAUCAUACACUGCCCCGAGGACAGUAAAGCCUUGUGACAUGGAUGGCUGCUGUUGCUGCACUCUGUGUUCAAUAUGAAGCCGAGUCUCGACCAAAUAUGAGCAUCAUCGUCAAAGCUUUACAGCCUCUAAUGAAUAAUACAUGUUCUGGCUUAUCUUUUUGGGGUAUUUCUCCAUUACCAAUUUAGUGGAAAUUUCUCUAGGUUAUGGUUGAAAAUCUAUCAGAAGAAGAGAUUAAAGGUCUCAAGGAAAUGUUUGCAAACAUGGACACUGAUGGUAGUGGCACCAUCACCUAUGAAGAAUUGAAGACAGGUUUGGCUUGAAUUGGAUCAAGACUGUCCGAGACUGAAGUGAAGCAACUUAUGGAAGCUGUAAGUCGUUACAAAUCCGUUACAAAAGCAUAACUAGUUGAACGCAUGACUAUUAUCUUAAACUCAACAAGAAUUGUCUUACUUGUGAGUGGAAAUAUGUUGCUUUCUAAUGGAGAAGACCAGACUCAGCUGCUGCCUUCAGAAACUGAAACUCAGGUUUCAAACUCUGAUUCAGUUGAAGGGUUAUUACCGGUUUCAAAAGUUUACAAUGAGACAUCUGAAUGAACCAACCAUGUGCAGAUGUAAUAUGGACAGUCAACUGUUUGAUAUACUUUCAAAAGUUCUCUUGUUUCUCAUGUAUUUUGAGUUUUUGUAUAUGAUACAGUGG
Molecule: messenger RNA, 4285 nt
Organism: Lathyrus oleraceus (garden pea)
Lineage: Eukaryota; Viridiplantae; Streptophyta; Magnoliopsida; Fabales; Fabaceae
Product: zinc finger BED domain-containing protein RICESLEEPER 2-like
Exons: 11
Coding region: 875-3058 (727 amino acids)
Molecular function (GO): DNA binding; protein dimerization activity
Source: RefSeq, a predicted model, not a curated record